Aspergillus aculeatus ATCC 16872 is the source of this 1793-nucleotide messenger RNA. RefSeq names its product PP2C family serine/threonine-protein phosphatase. NCBI's taxonomy places the organism in Eukaryota, Fungi, Ascomycota, Eurotiomycetes, Eurotiales, Aspergillaceae. Bases 387 to 1793 code for a protein of 468 amino acids. The transcript has 7 exons. The record is from RefSeq and is a predicted model, not a curated record. Gene Ontology annotation, biological process: protein dephosphorylation. Gene Ontology annotation, molecular function: cation binding; protein serine/threonine phosphatase activity.
CCUACACCUCUCUGUACAGGCCUUAGGCUGCUCGCCUUAACAGUAGGCAGCUUUUCUUUCUUUCCGUCACGCCGCCUCCGUUAAUAGUAGUGAUUCUGCCCGUUACCCUCCCCUCUCUCUCUUACCUACCCUCUCACUCCCCCUCCUCCCGCUCUGAGUCUAGUCUCUCUCUCCUCCGUCUUUCUCCCUUCCCCUUCCCACCUGACGUUCAGUCACUGGCUCUUCUCAUUUCCCCCUCAGAUACUCUCUCUCCGUGUGUGUUAAACUUUUCCCCUUCCUGUCUUCAAUCUUUCUACUACUCACAUCUCCUCCUUCCCCUCUCACUUUGUGAAAAACCAUACAUUUUCUCGCGUCAAACUCUUAAUUAAUAUCUCCCGUCAAAUAUCAUGGGUCAGACCUUGUCCGAGCCUGUGGUCGAAAAGACUUCGGCUGAAGGUCAGGAUGAGUGUUGUAUAUACGGUGUCUCGGCCAUGCAGGGCUGGCGGAUCAGCAUGGAGGAUGCCCAUGCGGCCGUGCUAGACCUCCAGGCCAGGUUCUCGGAGCAGAACGACAACCCUACCGAUCCCGACAAACGCCUCGCAUUCUUUGGUGUAUACGAUGGACACGGUGGUGAUAAAGUAGCUUUAUUCGCCGGAGAGAAUGUCCACAAGAUCGUCGCAAAGCAGGAUGCGUUCGCUAAGGGCGAUAUUGAGCAAGCCUUGAAGGACGGUUUUCUUGCGACCGACCGCGCUAUCUUGGAAGAUCCUAAAUACGAGGAAGAAGUGUCUGGCUGCACUGCAGCCGUCAGCGUCAUUUCCAAGCACAAGAUCUGGGUGGCCAAUGCUGGUGACUCCCGUUCCGUGCUCGGUGUGAAGGGCCGCGCGAAGCCCCUAUCCUUUGAUCACAAGCCCCAAAAUGAAGGCGAGAAGGCCCGUAUUAGCGCUGCAGGCGGCUUCGUCGACUUUGGCCGUGUCAACGGCAACCUGGCCCUGUCCCGUGCCAUUGGAGAUUUCGAAUUUAAGAAGAGUCCCGAGCUGUCACCCGAACAGCAGAUCGUGACCGCUUACCCGGAUGUUACUGUUCACGACCUUACUGACGACGAUGAAUUCCUCGUUAUCGCUUGCGACGGUAUCUGGGAUUGCCAAACCUCGCAGGCCGUCGUUGAGUUCGUUCGUCGCGGUAUUGCCGCCAAGCAGGACCUCCACCGCAUCUGUGAGAACAUGAUGGACAAUUGCCUGGCUUCCAACAGUGAGACGGGUGGCGUUGGAUGCGACAACAUGACUAUGAUCAUCAUCGGUCUUCUGAACGGUAGGACCAAAGAGGAGUGGUACAAUCAGAUCGCUGAGCGCGUGGCCAACGGCGACGGCCCCUGCGCCCCGCCCGAGUACGGCAAGCCUCCAAUCCCAACUCCUACUGACUUACCGGGGGGAGCAGCUGAGUUCCGCGGCCCCGGCAUCCGUAAUCAGUUCGAAGAGAACCCCGAUGAGUAUGACGUGGAAAAUGAUCGUUCCCGUGGCUUCAGUGUACGCUCGGGCCGCAUCAUUCUCUUGGGCGAUGGCACAGAAUUGAUUCCGGAGCAGAACGAUGACGAGCUGUUUGACCAUACUGAGGAGGACCGGGACCUCGGCAAUCAGGUGCAGCAUGACUCUACUGACGCGGGACGGAGCGAUCGCGAAGGAACCCCUGGGCCACAAUCCAAGGAUAGCACCCCUAAGGCCGAUGAAUCUGCAACCAUCUCGCAGUCGCCGUCUACCACCGCGGAGAGCUCUUCCACCAGUGCCCAUGGAACGCCGCAGAAACCUACUAAUGUGUAG